UCUACGAUUGCUGCGUUGGCGACGGCGCGUAGCAGUCGGCCGUGUCGAGGCGCGGCGCGAAGUUGGAGAUUUGGAGCUGUGAUCACUUCGCCGCGAAGAAGAACUUGAGUCGUCGCACAAUGUCAUCGCCUCGUGUCGCUGUGGUUACAGGUGGGAACAAAGGCAUUGGGCUGAGCAUAGUGAAGUUCUUAUGCCAACAAUUUGACGGAGAUGUUUUUUUGACAGCCAGAGAUGAGAAACGUGGAAAUGAAGCUGUGGCAGAGCUGAACAAGCAGCUGCUGCGCCCAAAAUUCCAUCAACUUGACAUUGAUGACCUUGAAAGCAUCCGCAGAUUCCGUGACUUCCUCAAGAACAAUUAUGGUGGCCUUGAUGUGCUUGUGAACAAUGCUGGCAUUGCCUACAAAAAUAAUUCCACAGCACCAUUUGCUGAGCAGGCAGAAGUUACUGUGAAGACAAACUUUUUUGGCACACUCAGUGUCUGCAAGGAACUCUUUCCUUUGCUGCGCCCACAUGCCAGGGUCGUCAAUUUGAGCAGCCUGUGUGGCAUGCUGAAGAGGAUUCCUGGAGAAGAGCUCCAGAAGAGGCUUAACAACCCUAAGAUUACAGUGGAGGAACUGUGUGGUCUCAUGGAGGAGUUUGUGCAGGAUGCAAAGGACGGCAAGAAUGAUGAGAAAGGUUGGGGUCACUCAGCUUACAAUGUGUCCAAGGUUGGCAUCACUGUGCUGAGCUUCAUCCAGCAGCGUGACUUCAAUGCAGACCCCCGCGAAGACAUCAUUGUAAAUGCUGUACAUCCUGGAUACGUGGAUACUGACCUGACGAGCCACUCGGGACCCUUGACACCUGACCAAGGUGCUGAUGCUCCAGCAUACUUGGCUCUGCUGCCCCCAAACACAAAAUCACCCAAAGGAGAGUUUGUUUGGUACGACCGCACAGUGACUCCGUGGGACAAGUAGCUUGAGUUUUGCGUUUGCGCUGUCACUUGAAUACAUUUGUUAACCUCUUCAUAGCCUUUUUGAGUUCCAACUCUUGAACUCUGAAGAACUAAGUUUGGAAAACAAGCACACAGAGGUAUUUACAAGUGCAGAAAAAUCACCAUUUGUUGCUGUAAAUUUAUUUCCCCGAAAAUAAACGCACCAUAUAUGGUGCCUUAUGACAGCA
Messenger RNA from Dermacentor silvarum, 1158 nucleotides. Its product is annotated as carbonyl reductase [NADPH] 1-like. NCBI's taxonomy places the organism in Eukaryota, Metazoa, Arthropoda, Arachnida, Ixodida, Ixodidae. Gene Ontology annotation, molecular function: carbonyl reductase (NADPH) activity. The transcript has 8 exons. The coding region runs from base 120 to 953 and encodes 277 amino acids. The record is from RefSeq and is a predicted model, not a curated record.